CGUCAACAGAAUUGGAGCCAGCAACGUCUUAGCCCCUGCACCCCUCUACUCGCUUGUUCUAUUUCUCGACCCCAUAUUGUCGUCGUAGCGGCUGAAGAACGCUGUCUGGAAACCAAGCGAAAAUCUCUAUUGCUGCCGACCUCGUGCUCUCGUGGUCUUCAUCUCCUACUUCUUUUAUAGGCUAUGAUAGCGUUUCCUCGAGUAGCCUAGGCUCUGGUCUGUCCACUUCCACACUUAAACUUACUGAUGCUGACGUCAUAUAAUAUUUAGUAUAGACGCCAUCCUCACUUAGUUUCUACCACGAAGAAGCCCGGAUUUACUGUGCUAGACAAUACAAAUUAGCCUGUUUUGUUGCAAGUUUUGGAUUCGUUCGUUUUGUACUAUUGCAUUAUUUUUUUUCCGAUCGAAAUUGGACGUGUUCUGACUACUGUUUAUAACAUCUCUCUUUUCCACUAUUUGCUUGCCUAUUCCAGACGACAAUUGGAAUUUUGAGCUGUAAUUUCUAUCUUUUGACCCUAUCUUAUCUUCGAUUUGGGUUUUUGAAUUGAGUGUUUUGUUGUGUUCAUAUAAGUACUUCUGAGCAGUUGACCUUUAGACGAACAAUACACACAGAACUGUAAACAAUUCGACUUUGCAACGUUAAUCAGCAAAAGCGAUCUACCCGUCUUUUUGUGGGCGCCUAUUUUUAUAAUUCUGACAUUCUUGUCGUGGUUGUGACCAAUACCUGCUGGACAAAUUCUUUCUACGGAGUCUUUAGCUGUCGUUACUUGUUGAUCCGUUCGUUUCUAAUUGAUUAUAUAUUCGUCUACGGACACACCACAGAUACACACAAACCCUUUAUGAAGACGUCUUCUUCAGCGUCGCAGUAUGUCCAACAACAAUGCUCCAAACGGUGGGAGCUUAAACAAGUCCCUACCGACGACGAACAGUUCUGAGCCUGGAGAGGUUCAGGAACGACGUCAACAAACUACUAACCCUCGGAGUGCAAUUGCCGCUUCCCAUCCAUCGACUGCCUCAACGCAGUCUGCAGGCUCCUCCAACGCGACAUCUUCUUCUCGCCCACUGGGUUCCGGUUCACGACCUCGAGCACACUUUCAUUUUGCGGGGGGUGAUCAUUUUCCUGGAGAUCGUUCGCCGUCGUCAUCCGACACAGACGAUGAAGACAAUCACAACACUGACACUAACCGGAGUAGUAGUCAGAGGCUUUCACAACGACCGCCUGCAGGAACCCCUGUAAGAGUCCCCAUUAUUUCCAUCACCGAUGAUUCCACACCUCCAUCCUCAUCUAGAACAACUGAACCCGAAUCAAGCUUCCAUUCCACCAAUUCCACUCGCGCUAGUGCAACAAGCUCGCACGCACAAGCGCCUUCUCCACAACCGACAAACACAACCCCUGACAGUGAGCAUCGUGAAGUCCACUUUGUUGAUCCCGAAGCCAAUGACCCACAUGUGACCGGCCAAUUGCCAGAUGUUUUGCCUCUGUACAGAGUAAAGUCGGGCUCUUCCAGCAAAAAGCCGGGUGAUGAUGCCAAACAGAAGAAGAAAUGGCUGAAUUUCAAGGAGAUGCGUCAAAAACAUCCAUGGAUGCAACGCUGUCACUGGCCCAAAGUUUUAGCUUGGGUGCGACCGAAAUUAAACAAAAAGGGUCUUCGUCCGGUAAUUCGGUCUGCCAUUGCGGCCUGGAUUGCAAUGCUCCUUCUUAUCUGUCGACACACAAAUCGUGUUCUCGGUCAAUCAAGCUUUUUCGUUGUUAUUGUUGCUUCGCUGUUCCCACCCAUGGAGCCUGUGGCUCCAAUGCUGUGGAAGACAGCUUAUCAAUUUGUUUUUCUGUUCUCAGCCUGGGCGUGGACAAUUGUAGCCUCGAAACUGGCAACAGUUUCCCGAGGUUCACCAUCGCCGGCAGAGUCGUUGCAGGUAGCGGUAUCACAAGGCUUCCAAUGCACGGUGUCGCUCACUAAUGUGAAUCAGUGCCUGCUGGAAGCAAUCUACCAAGGUUACUUUGUGCGUGCGCUGCCUUCUAUCAUAUGGGCUCUGUUUGAGUUUGUCGGUGUCGCUGUAAUCAUGCGAAUCAAAGUGAAGUACCCGCCGUUGACGUUCAGUUGCGUUUUCUCGUGCAUUUGUGUUAUUAUCUCUGCUUGUUACGGCCCUCUAUAUCCUUACUUUACCGUCAGCAUUGGUUUAUUUUUCAUCAUUCCAUUUUGCGUACAGACAGCUAUUGCUGUUGGCUGUACAUUAUUUAUUCUUCCUCAAACAUGUAAUUCUGCAUAUACGGAAAGUUUGCAAGGGCUUGCCACGAAAAGUAAGUGCAUUCUCCAAAAACAACGUGAAAUGCUGGCAACUUCACCUUCGUCCGCUGGCUGGACGGCUUUUUCGUCUAUUGAUGCCGACGUCGCUUCCUUGAAAGACGAUAUUUCCAAAAUGCAAACAAAUGAGCAAUUUAUGGACACCGAAUUUACGUAUGGACGAUUGAAAGGCUCCGAUCUCAUUGCGCUGCGCGUUAUGUUUGAGAAGAUUGCACUUCGUAUGACUGCAUUCUCUUACUUCAAUCGGCUCAUUGUUCACAAUGUGCAAAUUUACGACGAUGAUGUCCUGAAUGCAUUGGAUCAAGAUGUCAGUAAUAACGAAGAGGCUUCGCUUUUACACUCGCGCCAUGAACGUCAGCACUCUAGGGAUGGAUCUCGUUCUCGCAUAAGUCGGACGUCUUCCAUUGCGACUUCAGGAACGCAAAGUCGACUUGAACCACGUAGGGUAGCAUCUACGCAAAGUCUUUCCCAUGGACAGAAUCCGCAAUCUUACGUCUCUCUUAGUGACUUUUUUCUUGGACGUACGAAUGCCCCGAGCACCGCCCAUAAUUCUGUAGCUGAUGAUGAAAGUGAACAUCAUACAAUAGCGACCAAAAGUACAGCCGCUACUGGACGUUCGAAAGGAAAGAACAAGGUGCAGGCAGCACUAAGCAAGUUUUAUGAUGCGAUGCAUCAUUCCUACCAACCAGUUGGUCUUCUUGAAGCGCAGCAUUACAUGACUUUGGAAAAUAAAUUGCCUUAUCAUCCGCCGCAGCUGUUAGAAUCACUUGUGUCUUGUCUUAAUGAUGCUACUGCAAAGUUGUUAAAUGAAUCUAUAGUUGCACUAGACGGCAUUUAUGGGUGGCUCGAUGACUACAACAGCGACAGACUUAACCAUCUUUUUAGUCGACAGAGUCAACGGCGUAAUCAUUCUUAUAGAGUUAACGCACUGCGCAUUCAUUAUCGACGACUGCGAGCAGUUAUGGCUGACUUUGAUGAGCAUCGCUUGUUCGAUGUUAAAGCACCUAUCGUCGAUCUUCUGACAACUGAUGACCUGAAUUACCUUCAUUCAUUGCGCUCAUUAUAUGUAAUUUACUUCUACGAGGCACAUUUGUUUCAAGUUAUUCGGGGUAUACUGCAGAUUCUUGAAGCAACGAUGGACUUGGAACACCGCAGACAAUUGCGGCGGCUUUGGUGGCCGUUACACGCAUUCCGUUUUGCUGUAAUGUCUCAGUUUACAAAAUCUGAUGAUUACACCGAAGAUAGUGCCCCCAACGAUCCCGAAGAAGACGUCUAUAAAACGUUUACAGAGGCAAGAAACCCAGAUGCUGAACCUCCAAACAACAUCUGUCAGUUGAUUGACCUUCAUUUAAUCAACUUCUGUAAACACAUCUUCUCUGCGGAUAAUCGACAUGCUAUCAAAGUCGGAAUGUUAGCAGUCAUAUGCACCAUACCGUCUUUUUGUCGUGGGAGCGCCAUAUGGUAUUACCGUAAUCGUGGCUUCUGGACCGUUAUUCUGGGAACAAUGAAUUUGGCCCGUUUCAGCGGUGAUACUAUAUACGGUUACCUGGCUAGAAUUCUCGGUACUCUGUUUGGUUGUACCGUAGGAAUGAUGCUAUGGUACAUAAGUUCGGGACAUGGUAAAGGCAAUUCUUACGGAUUGGCGGUGGUGAUGGCUAUUGCCUUCCCAAUCAUUAUGUUUAUUCGCAUUCAUCUUAUAUACCUAACACCCAUGCCUGCCUCCAUUUUCGCCGUAUCCAUUGCUCUCACAGUUGGCUACUCGUGGAAGUCUUUCCAUGAGCCUGGUCUGGUAACUCUGGGAGUAGGAUGGGACGUCGCAUACCGUCGCUUUCUUACAGUUGCUGCUGGUAUUACAGCGGCAUUUAUAUUUUCUAUGAUUCCAAGACCUGUUACUGCUCACCGUAUGAUUAGGACAACGCUCGGGAAACUCCUUAUUCAAAUAGGUUCAAUUCACUGCGAUAUUUCAAACUUCGCACGACGCUCAUCCCAUAAUCAUAUUGAUACGGACAUUCAAAGUACUAUUCUCAAACUAUCGCAAACCCUUAUGGCUUUGAAAAAGAGGUUAGCAAUUGUGAAGUUUGAGCCUGCCCUCAUCGGCCGAUGGCCUCGUGAUCGGUAUGAACAAUUAAUAGAAACCGAACAAGAACUUUUGGACUUACUUAAUUCAUUUAUGACAUGUUUAACGACCCUUGAUGAGAAUUGGACCUACGCCUUAAUGUUUCGCAUCGGCUGGCUCGAACCAAAGUUCAUAGCCUCACAACUGGCUGUGCUGUACAUGUGUUCAACGUCUCUUCUUACUGAAAAUCCCCUUCCUCAAAUCGUACCUGCACCCUUGGUGGACCGUUUCUUCACUAAAAAUGGUGACAUCUUCCUUCCCCCUUUAUCUAUAAACGAACCGAGUCGUGUGGACAUCACGCUUUUGGACCAGAAAAACUAUGUAAACUUCGCCGUCGGUUGCACGAUUGCAUAUGCCAUUGUGAAUCAUAUCGACCGUAUCAUGUAUAUUACUAAAUCCCUGUGUGGAGAACUUUACCAUAUUGAUGGUUGGCCACACAGUCGCUAUUUUGAUGAAGAUAUUGUCAAAAAAACAAUACACGGCCAAUUAUCAGAGAGAGACGAAAAAUCUAAUGAAGAUAUCGUCUAAACUUCUCGACGCUAUGAAAUACUAAACUUUUUGACACUUGACACUUGGAGAAAAAGUAUAACUUCUGUUCUGACCGAUUUCUGAAGGAAUUCCGAUCGCCCUUAAUCAUAAUUGUAAUGGCUGAAUUCUACUAAAAGUUUGAAUUAUGUGAUAUGUUGUUUUACUCGGUUACUCAAUUUUUCAGUGCGUAAUUGUUUUUUAAAAGACUUUCCGGUAUUUAGCCAAUAGAAUCUUAAAGGAUGAAUAGCUAAAGGCAGGCAAGUCUUCUAACUGCAUUCAUUUGUUUAUUUUUUUGAGACUUAAAAAAAAUAUAGAAAAAAAUAAAAAAAAAACUUAAUUACUUAAGUAAUUUAAGAGCUAAACGAGUGAUUUCCAUAGCGAAAAAAGUAAAUACCGACGGACGCAUCGUUUUAUUGCUAUUGUAACAAUGAAAUUUC
Molecule: messenger RNA, 5384 nt
Organism: Schizosaccharomyces japonicus yFS275
Lineage: Eukaryota; Fungi; Ascomycota; Schizosaccharomycetes; Schizosaccharomycetales; Schizosaccharomycetaceae
Exons: 1
Coding region: 868-4947 (1359 amino acids)
Cellular component (GO): membrane
Source: RefSeq, a predicted model, not a curated record